AUGGGACACGCCAGCCCUUGUCCUCCGCGCCCUCAACGCGCCCACUGUCGCGUCCUCCCCCUGCCCGUCGCGUCGCCCCCCCCUCCCCUUCCCCUGCCCGUCGCGUCGCCUCCUCUCCCCCUUCCCGUCGCGUCGCCUCCCCUCCUCCUGCCCGUCGCGUUCGCCUCCCCUUCCCCUGCCCGUCGCGUCGCCUCCCUUCCCCCUGCCCGUCGCGUCGCCUCCCCUCCUCCUGCCCGUCGCGUUCGCCUCCCCUUCCCCUGCCCGUCGCGUCGCCUCCCUUCCCCCUGCCCGUCGCGUCGCCUCCCCUCCUCCUGCCCGUCGCGUUCGCCUCCCCUUCCCCUGCCCGUCGCGUCGCCUCCCUUCCCCCUGCCCGUCGCGUCGCCUCCCCUCCUCCUGCCCGUCGCGUUCGCCUCCCCUUCCCCUGCCCGUCGCGUCGCCUCCCUUCCCCCUGCCCGUCGCGUCGCCCUCCCCUCCACGCCCCUUCCCACCGUCGACAACCUCCUCCCCGCCCCUGUCCUACCGUCGCGCCCUCCUCCCCGCCCCUUCUCACCGUCGCGCCCUCCUCCCCACCCCUUCCUAUCGUCGCGCACCCUCCUCCCCGCCCUCUCCUAA
This is a messenger RNA of Closterium sp. Naga37s-1, 612 nucleotides long. The record is from the annotation of a GenBank genome assembly. NCBI's taxonomy places the organism in Eukaryota, Viridiplantae, Streptophyta, Zygnematophyceae, Desmidiales, Closteriaceae.